Molecule: messenger RNA, 5447 nt
Organism: Rattus rattus (black rat)
Lineage: Eukaryota; Metazoa; Chordata; Mammalia; Rodentia; Muridae
Gene: Col17a1
Product: collagen type XVII alpha 1 chain
Exons: 53
Coding region: 293-4570 (1425 amino acids)
Source: RefSeq, a predicted model, not a curated record
AAAUCCAGCAAGUGUCAGAUAAUUGGAAGGGUGGAGUGAGGCUGCAAACCACGGCACACCUUUGUCAGGACUUGUUUUUGAAGCAAAGCGCUGAAGGAAACGGGAGGGAGAGAAGAAGCGAACAUUUUUGAAAGAUCACUCAGCUUUAACACACCUUGACUGGGUCUGGAUAAAAAAAAAAUAGUGCCACGGCAAACGUCUAGAAGAAAAGCAUCUGAGGAAGAAAGAGAGAGAGGGUGUCUGCUUGAAGCUUUUUCCAGUUCCUCCAGACUCCAAGCCAGGUGGCUAUGGGAUGGAUGUGACCAAGAAAAGCAUGCGAGAUGGCACUGAAGUCACUGAGAGAAUUGUCACGGAAACAGUAACCACAAGACUCACAUCCUUACCACCAAAAGGGAGCACCAGCAAUGGAUACCCUAAGACAGGCUCUCUGGGUGGAGGAAGCCGGCUAGAGAAACAAAGCUUGACCCAUGGAAGCAGUGGCUACAUCAACUCAAGCGGAAGCCUCCGAGGCAACGCUUCCACCUCCAGUUACAGGAGAGCUCACUCACCUGCCUCGACCCUGCCCAACUCUCCCGGCUCCACCUUUGAAAGGAAAACUCACAUGAGCCGCCAUGGAACUUACGAAGGGAGCUCCAGUGGCAACUCCUCGCCUGAGUAUCCACGGAAGGAACUCGCCUCUUCUUCAACCAGAGGACGAAGCCAGACACGAGAGAGCGAAAUUCGAGUUAGACUACAGAGUGCAUCGCCAUCCACCAGAUGGACAGAGCUGGAUGAGGUGAAGCGCUUGCUGAAGGGGAGCCGAUCCGCCAGUGCGAGCCCCACCAGGAACACCUCCAACACACUCCCCAUCCCCAAGAAAGGCACCGUAGAAACCAAAACGGUGACAGCGAGCUCCCACUCAGUGUCAGGAACCUAUGAUUCGACAAUACUGGACAGCAACUUUCCCCCCCACAUGUGGUCUUCCACCUUGCCGGCGGGGUCCUCCAUGGGGACCUAUCACAACAACAUAGCGACCCAGAGCACAUCCCUCGUCAACACCAAUGCCUACUCAGCAGGGUCAGUCUUUGGAGUGCCAAAUAACAUGGCGUCCUGCUCUCCCACCCUGCACCCGGGACUCAGCAGCUGCUCCUCAGUGUUUGGCAUGCAGAACAAUCUGGCCCCCUGCUCUUCUGUCCUCUCCCAUGGCACAACCACCGCUUCCACAGCAUACGGUGUGAAGAAAAACGUGUCCCAGCCACCCACUGUCACCAGCACCGGCGUGUCCACCUCUGCCGCCUGCACCACCAGUGUCCAGAGCGACGACCUCUUGCAUAAAGACUGCAAGUUCCUGAUUCUGGAGAAAGACAACGUGCCCGCCAAGAAGGAGAUGGAGCUCUUGAUCAUGUCCAAGGACAGUGGGAAGGUCUUCACUGCCUCCCCCGCCAGCAUCUCUUCAACGUCUUUUUCAGAGGACACCCUGAAAAAGGAGAAGCAGGCUGUGUAUGCCGCUGACACAUGUCUAAAGGCAGAUGUGAACGGAGACCUAAACACUGUGUCUACGAAGAGCAAAGCCAUCUCGGCAGAAAACCACAGCUACGACCGAGGUGUCGGUGGUGGCAGAGGCAAAAGCGGAGUCGCGGGCGGUGGUGGUGGUGGUGGUGGCGGCGGCGGUGGAACAUGGGGGGCUGCACCUGCCUGGUGCCCCUGCGGCUCCUGCUGCAGCUGGUGGAAGUGGCUGCUGGGCCUGCUGCUCACUUGGCUGCUGCUGCUGGGUCUGCUCUUCGGCCUCAUUGCCCUGGCGGAGGAGGUAAGGAAGCUGAAAGCUCGCGUGGAGGAGCUGGAAAAGACCAAGGUGCUAUAUCAUGACAUCGUCAAGACGGACCGAAGCAGCAGGGACCGCCUCCAGGGUGAGGCACCCAGCCUGGGACCUGGAUUAAGCAAGGCUGACAUGGACGGCUACGGCCAGGAGGCCAUCUGGCUGUUUGUAAGGAACAAGCUGAUGACAGAGCAGGAGAACGGAAAUCUCAGAGGAAGUCCUGGUCCAAAAGGUGACACGGGGAGUCAAGGACCUAAAGACCGAGGCCUUCCUGGGAUCCCAGGUACCCCUGGGCCCCUGGGCCACCCCGGCCCGGAAGGACCAAAGGGACAAAAAGGCAGCAUUGGAGAUCCAGGCAUGGAAGGACCCAUAGGCCAGAGAGGACUAGCAGGCCCCAUGGGACCUCCUGGUGAACCUGGACCUCCUGGGUCUGGAGAGAAAGGAGACAGAGGGAUUGCUGGAGAACAAGGUCCUCGGGGUCUUCCCGGUGUCCCGGGUUCUCCGGGUCUCAGAGGUACCAGUGGCUCUCCUGGACCCCAGGGCCCCCCAGGCUCUGUGGGUCCCCAAGGGCUCCGAGGUGAAGUGGGACUUCCGGGUGUCAAAGGUGACAAAGGACUCGUGGGACCACCAGGACCCAAAGGUGACCAGGGUGAGAAAGGACCCAGAGGCCUCACAGGGGAGCCUGGCAUCCGAGGUCUGCCUGGAGCUGUGGGUGAACCUGGAGCCAAAGGAGCAAUGGGUCCCGCUGGCCCCGAUGGACAGCAAGGUUCCAGAGGUGAACAAGGCCUGACCGGGAUGCCUGGAGCCCGGGGCCCACCAGGACCCACCGGAGACCCAGGGAAGCCAGGUCUCACAGGACCCCAAGGACCUCAGGGACUUCCUGGUACCCCUGGCCGACCAGGGACUAAAGGUGAACCUGGCGCUCCAGGCAGAGUCAUGACUUCAGAGGGAUCCUCAGCAAUCACUGUGCCGGGACCUCCCGGACCUCCUGGUGCCAUGGGACCCCCAGGACCUCCAGGGACUCCGGGUCCGGCUGGCCCUGCUGGUCUCCCAGGACAACAAGGCCCACGAGGGGAGCCGGGACUUGCUGGGGACUCCUUCCUAAACAGUGGCAGUUCCAUCUCCGAAGUCCUCUCUGCCCAAGGUGUUGACUUACGAGGUCCCCCUGGCCCACCUGGCCCACGAGGGCCACCAGGGCCUUCCAUUCCAGGCCCACCAGGACCCAGAGGCCCACCAGGGGAAGGCGUACCAGGCCCACCCGGCCCACCAGGAUCCUUCCUGACUGACUCGGAAACCUUCUUCUCUGGCCCUCCAGGUCCACCUGGCCCCCCAGGUCCCAAGGGAGACCAAGGUGACCCCGGUGUCCCAGGCACUCCUGGCAUCCCUGGUGGUCUUUCUCAUGGGACGUCGUCAGGCACUAUGUACGCGCAGGGCCCACCUGGUCCCCCAGGACCUCCUGGGCCUCCAGGAUCUCUCAGCAGCUCCGGCCAGGAACUCCAGCGCUAUAUUGCAGAGUACAUGCAAAGUGACAACAUCAGGACUUAUCUCUCAGGAGUUCAGGGUCCCCCCGGCCCACCAGGUCCCCCAGGGCCUGUCAUCACCAUCACAGGGGAGACUUUCGACUACUCCCAGCUGGCAAGCCAGGUUGUGAGUUACUUGCGAUCAUCAGGCUAUGGUGUUGGCUUGUCCUCUGCCUCCUCCUCAGAAGAUAUCUUGGCCAUGCUGAGACGCAAUGAUGUGUGGCAGUACCUACGUCAGCACCUGGUGGGCCCUCCGGGUCCCCCGGGACCACCAGGAGUCAGUGGAGAUGGGUCCCUCCUGUCUUUGGACUAUGGAGAGCUAAGCAGACACAUUCUCAACUAUAUGUCAAGUUCUGGGAUCAGCUUUGGGCAUCCUGGACCACCGGGCCCCCCUGGCCUGCCAGGAACAUCCUAUGAGGAGCUACUGACCAUGCUCCGAGCUGCUGGUCUGUCCUCCAUCGCAGGCCCCCCGGGCCCCCCAGGUCCCCCAGGUCCUCGAGGGCCCCCGGGUGUGUCAGCAGCUCUGGCCACCUACGCAGCUGAGAACAGUGACAACUUCCGCAGCGAGCUGAUUAGCUACCUUACAAGUCCUGAUGUCCGCAGCUUCAUCGUUGGCCCUCCAGGUCCUCCAGGGCCACAGGGACCACCUGGAGACUACAACUGGGGUAGCGGCUCCUCAGCCAGAAGGGGCACUUCCUACAGCUCUUCCAUGGGCGCAGAGAGAACCAAUGGUGGCUCCCUGGGCGAAGGUGGAGCCUUCGGUGCAGGAGAUGGGGGCCCCUACGGCACUGACGUCGGCCCAGGCGGAGGCUACGGGGCAGCUGCAGGUGGUGGUGUAUAUGGCACCAAUGGUGAAUCAUUCCGGGGCAGCCUCACUGGAGACCUAGAUUAUAACACGCUGGCAUUGCGGGUGUCGGAGAGCAUGCAGCGUCAGGGUCUGCUACAAGGGAUGGCCUACACUGUCCAGGGUCCACCAGGGCCGCAAGGCCCUCCUGGCAUCAGCAAGGUCUUCUCUGCCUACAGCAACGUGACACAAGACCUCAUGGACUUCUUCCGAACAUACGGCACUAUCCCAGGACCCCCUGGGCAGAAAGGAGACGUGGGAACCCCAGGUCCCAAAGGUGACAGGGGCCCUGCUGGACCACGAGGUCCUCCGGGGCCCCCGGGGCCCCGAGGGAACAAAGGAGAGAAAGGGGAUAAAGGUGACCAAGUCUAUACUGGGAGGAGGAAGAGAAGUAUUGCCAUCAAGCCAUAAGCUGUACCGGGCAGAGCCACCAAGUUCCUGGACCAGUUCUUGGGCACCUAUGUCUAAGGGUCACCAUCCUGCUGAGACCAAGUCACCCAGCAACACGUGUUUUAGUCUGAAUGAAAUAUAUACAUACAGAAAACUCAAAGACACACAAUCAGAAACAGCUCCAUUGAUUGGGUGGACCUGCGGAAUAGCUGCAGUGUUUAAUAUGAGACUUAGCUUCUCUGCUAUAUAGAUCUGAGCUCCCUGGCUUCUUCAGCAUUUAGCUCAGGCCCCUGCCAGGCCUCAGAAGCCAGUUACUGAAAUGCUGGCUGUGGGAUCUUGGAGCUUUGCCUAAAAAUUAAGCCCAGAAAAUGGAAAAUGGGGAUGGGGACCUUUGUGGGUGACGCAUAAUGGGUUGGGUAAGUUACAAAGGCUGCUGUCAGCCCCUUCCUCCCCUGUCCGCUCUGCAUUCUCCAGUCACAGAGGUGGCUCUUGCAGCUAAAGAAACUCGGAAGGUCGCUUCCUCAGAGGCGGCGACAUUUCAGUUAUCAUGGUACGGACACUGAUCACCUUCCCAUGGGCUUACACGGUUUGACUGGUUGUAGCUGUGGCCCGUGUCCACAGGUACAUGCCAGAAGUAACAAUUAUGACACCACACUAGACCACAGCAGACAGGACAAGAGGGACAGUGGGCAAGGAAGAAAAGAGAGUAUAGAAUUCUUGACACUGGGGAAACAUGGCUUCCACACUCCCAUUCUGCACUAGGAAAUGGCAUAAAAGCCGGGGUACGGUGGGUUUUAAGCACUUUUCACUGUCUAAAACCACUUGUAUGUGAUCUGUAAGAUGAAAAAUCAUUUCAAUUGUAAAAUUUUCAAUUAAAAGGUUUUUUUUUCUUUUUUAA